AUGGUCUCUAGUUCAAAUGACAAUAUAAACUUGAUUGUAAGCAAGUAUCUCAAAAAUGAAGAGCCUCUCUACAUGAAGGAGAAACACUAGCCUGCGUAUAAGAUAGACAUACUAGCUAUGAUGAAUGAAGAUGAUGAAGGUAUCAAUAUAAAGGGGAACAAAGCAAAUUUUUAGAAAAUGAGCAAUAGUACUCAAUCAACUACUUAAGAUUGUCUCCAAAAAUCAAGUGCAAGGCUAAAUGCUGGCACGAAUGACUCGCAAGAAAUUCUGAAACCUUAAAUAUUCAAAGACCUCAGCUCUAAGAUUCAUAAAUAACUCCUAUUCAACAACUAGAACUGGUUCUAAACAAUCAACAAAGAUCCUAAUUUCUCUUAUUCGUAUUUCAACAUUAAUGAAUCAGGCCAAUCUCCUUAAAAUCUCACUCAGUACAAAUAAAUCCAGUAAUUCUAUCUUGAUAAUGAAAAAGACAACAAGAUCUCUGAGAUAGACUCCUCUUUGAAUGAUAUGGUCUAAGUCACUGAAUCAAGCUGGAUCGAUUGGGAUGAUAAGAAAAAAUUGGAAUCGCAUAUUAGCAUUUAAAAAAGUUUAGAAAGUUCUCAUAGAUUUGAUCCCUCAAAGUAUUUUGGAGGAUUAAAAGUUCAAGAUCUUACUAACCCUCCUGAUGAUCCUAGAUUUUAUUGUAUGCUUUUUUAAUUGAAUCAUUUUAGAAAUUAUCCAGUACCAUUGAGAAGUCCAAACUAAAUGAGUCUUAUUACAAGUACUCAAACUUUGAUUUCAAAUAUCAAGCAUAAGUAAACACUUAGCAAAAAUGGUUCUCCUAGUCAAAAGAUAUUAAAGUAAUAAACUUCAAUAUCGAAGAUACUUUACUAGUAACUAGAAUCAAGUUUAGAAAAAACUAAAAAGAAAUUGCAAGCACAAAAAUCAACAGCAAAGAUUAAUUCUGAAUAAAAGCUAUCACCUAGAACACAUUUCAAAUCUAACUCGAAGAUAAUAAGUUCAUAGCUCAGUAAUAAUAAAUCAAAAUUAGGUUGCAAUCAAACAUAAAAUCCAAAUCAGGCACCUAUUUCUAAUGGUAUUUAUUCAAUAAAGCAUUGUCUAUCAACUGGAACUUCCCCAAUUAGAAUUUUAGAUAACCAAAAUUAGAAACCAAAGCAAAUCCUAUCAAAUAAUAAACCUAGAAAUUCCCCAUUCAGCAGACUGAAAUCGUCAAAAGAUGAUACAGUAAUAAAAAUGAGAGAAAAACUAUCUCCUAAAAUGCUAACCGCAGCUUCAAAAUAUAUGAAAAAUGCAACUAGAUUGCAUAUUGGUACUUCAUCUAGUAAAAAAAUGAAUAAUUCGCAAGUAUAAAUAAUUAAAAGCUUUUUAUCAUAAGGCUAGGUAAAUGCUUUAAAUAAUAGCAAAGAUUCUUCUUUGACUAAGAGUAUAGACAAUACAAACUAAAAAUCAUCAAUCCUUUAUAAAUCAACUGAGAAAAUAUUUGUGGAUCUGUCCUCGUGCUAAUCUACCAGUCUCAACCAGAAAUUAUCUUCUAUGAUUCACUCUCCUGUAAACUUAUCGCAAUAAAAGAAAUCUCAAAAAGCCUUGAUACCUCAUAGCACUCAGCAAUUAGAAAAGAAAAACUAGACAAGACUUAACAGCGCCAUCUAUGAGACUUUAGUAGUAAAUAAGACAAGUAUGCUUAAAAAAACAAUAUCAGAACUGGAAAAAAAUCAGCUUGACAAUUCUAAACAAAGAAAUGACAGCAGAAAUAACAUUCCGAAACCUAAUAAAUCAUCUUCGAGGAAACUUCAAAUCGAAACUAUGAAUUCAGUUUAGAAUUUCAGUACUCAUGUUUUUACACCAAAACAUUCCCAAAAAUCAGGAGAUCAUAAAGGAAUAUAAAAAAAUCUGAUAGUUAGCAUAAUAUCACCAGCAAGUCAUGGAACUAACACAAGAGGCAGUGGAAGUAGCUAUAAAUAUAAUCAAAAUUAGAACAGUGAUAGGUUUAAAUACAAUCAUUAGAAUAGAUUCUGA
Molecule: messenger RNA, 2013 nt
Organism: Stylonychia lemnae
Lineage: Eukaryota; Ciliophora; Spirotrichea; Sporadotrichida; Oxytrichidae
Source: the annotation of a GenBank genome assembly